Messenger RNA from Gekko japonicus, 2144 nucleotides. It is a transcript of the gene GPT, whose product is annotated as glutamic-pyruvate transaminase (alanine aminotransferase). Gene Ontology annotation, biological process: biosynthetic process. The transcript is spliced from 13 exons. Gene Ontology annotation, molecular function: L-alanine:2-oxoglutarate transaminase activity; pyridoxal phosphate binding. Bases 549 to 2015 code for a protein of 488 amino acids. NCBI's taxonomy places the organism in Eukaryota, Metazoa, Chordata, Lepidosauria, Squamata, Gekkonidae. The record is from RefSeq and is a predicted model, not a curated record.
AAGGCAGCGGAGGCCGGGGAGGCUGUGAGACCAGGGCGUGGAGGGGAGCCGGUUGUCCUGCUACGGCUGCUGCUGGAGCUGUCCGCGAAGACAGUUUGCACUGAGUGAUUGUGCAGCCCGGGGUCCGGCCCUGGAGGCAGCUGCUCCGGCAAAGGUCAAGCCUGCCCGUCAGGUGACACCCACUCCUGCCUCAGCCCUCCCUCGGCCCCCACCCGCUGCCUGAUGAGCAGGAGACUUGCGAGGACGAGGGCUGCCUAGACCGGCCAGGACCCCUGGAAACCCAGCAAGAGAGAGGUCGAGACUGAGGGGCACCCAGGAACAAGAGGGGACCAGUGCUCCACAGCACCCCCUGCAGUCCGGCACAGAAUGCGUACCGCGGUGGCCAAAGCGAGGUCCGCACCACCGAGCUCCUCGUCACCGGCUUCUACACCAGGGAUAUCGUCCGUGGCAGCCCCCCCACAGGCCGAUCCACGCCGCCACGUGGGACGCAGGAAAGUCUCCUGGAUCGGGCUCUGCGGGCCCGGCAGCAGCAGGCGAGCCCGACCAGGAUGGCGGAGAACGGGCUGGGAUGGCGGGAGAAGGUGCUGAACCUGGAGUCCAUGAACCCCUGCAUCAAGAAGGUGGAGUACGCCGUGCGGGGCCCCAUCGUCACCCGGGCCGUCCAGCUGGAGAAGGAGCUCAAGGAGGGAGCGAAGAAACCCUUCACAGAGGUGAUCAGAGCCAACAUCGGCGAUGCCCACGCCAUGGGGCAGAAGCCAAUCACUUUCCUGCGCCAGGUCUGUGCCCUCUGUAUGUACCCGGAGCUUUUGAACGACCCCAACUUCCCCAAGGAUGCCAAGGAGAAAGCCUGCAAGCUGCUGGAAGCCUGUGGGGGGCACAGCAUUGGUGCCUACAGCGCUAGCCCUGGGAUCGAUUGCAUCCGCCGACACAUCGCCGACUUCAUUGAGAGAAGAGAUGGGGGCAUUCCAUCCAACCCAGACAACAUCUUCCUUUCCACAGGCGCCAGUGAUGGCAUCGUGACGAUCCUGAAGCUGCUGGUGUCGGGGGAGGGGCGCUCCUGCACGGGGGUGGCCAUCCCGAUCCCCCAGUACCCCCUGUACUCGGCCGCCCUGGCGGAACUGAACGCCGUGCAGAUCAACUACUACCUGGACGAGGAGAACUGCUGGGCGCUGAACGUGGAGGAGCUGCGGAGAGCUGUGGGCGAAGCCCGGCGGCACUGCAGGCCGCGUGCCCUGUGCAUCAUCAACCCGGGGAACCCGACCGGGCAGGUUCAGAGCCGCAAAUGCAUUGAAGAUGUCAUCCACUUUGCCUGGGAGGAGCAGCUCUUCCUCCUGGCUGAUGAGGUCUACCAGGACAACAUUUACGCCAAGGGCUCCCAGUUCCACUCCUUCAAGAAGGUCCUCUUUGAGAUGGGGCCCAAGUACUCGGGGACGGUGGAGCUGGCCUCCUUCUACUCCAUCUCCAAGGGCUUCAUGGGCGAGUGUGGUUUCCGGGGAGGUUACAUGGAAGUGAUUAACAUGGACCCAGGCGUUCAGCAGCAGCUAUCCAAGCUGGUCUCGGUGCGUUUGUGCCCACCGGUUACUGGGCAGAUCGUCCUGGAUGCGGUGGUGAACCGGCCCGAGCCUGGAGAUCCUUCCUACCCACAGUUCAAGCAGGAGAAGCAGGCUGUGCUGGACGCCCUUGCUGAGAAGGCACGGCUCACAGAGGAGACCCUGAAUCGAGCCCCAGGAUUCCGCUGCAAUCCGGUGCAGGGGGCCAUGUACGCCUUCCCCCGGAUCCAGUUACCUCCUCGGGCUGUGGAAGCAGCGAAGGCACAAGGCAAGGCCCCGGACAUGUUUUUCUGCCUCCAGCUGCUGGAAGAGACGGGCAUCUGCGUUGUGCCAGGGAGCGGCUUUGGGCAGAAGGAGGGCACCUUUCACUUCAGAAUGACCAUUUUGCCGCCCCUGGAGAAGCUCAAGAUCCUGCUGCAGAAGCUGACCCAGUUCCACGCCAAGUUCCUCCGGGAAUACUCCUAACCUGCACCGGGGUGGUGGUGGUGGGAAAGGGCACUCCCGCCUCCAAGUUCACCUUCCAGCGGCCCUCAGAUCCCACCAUUGUCACACUCUGCAAGGCCCGCUCCCCUCCGAGCAAUAAAAGAUCACGGC